GAGGCCGACGCAUCAGCCCACGGCCUCUGGUGAUUCAGUCGUCAGCCUUAGAGCUUGGCCUCUAAAAGCCUCACCUGGCCCAUCCACGCGGUGGUUCACGAGCAGCCGCUGAUAGGUCAUGGAAUAUGUAACCUGGCGGUCCCGCCGGUCCGAUGCGACUAGGCGAUGGCAAGUUGGUUGCUUUUUUAUACAUAGUGUUCGAGUAUACAGGUGCUUUAGCUUCGCUUCACAUCUGUACCGAGCAACAACUCGCGUCUGCGUUUUGGCGCGACUGUCUCAGACUGCAAAUUCGGGCUGCUUGAAGCUUCGCCCAACUUAUCGCUCCCUGCGAUACGCCAUUUAAGGUGGCAGUCGUUCUUCCUUAGGGCCAAGCGGCCUUGCGGUAGCUGUCCUGCACGGAAAUGCCGCCGCGGCAGCCAGCCGCGCGAGGACCGGUCGUCUCCGCGCGGCAACAUCGCGAUGAUGCCAUGGACCAGGGGGACGACUUGGAAGCGAGUCCGGUGCGCGGCAGCCCCCAGCAGCAAGAGCAAGCAGAGGAGGCGGGCGUGGAGCGUGGGGCCGGCGUGCCCGACAAGCCCGCGCGCCAGCCCCGUAAGAAGGACCCCAAGCUGGACCUGGACCUGCUCGAGGCCAACGGCGGCUUCAACGACGUGUGGCACACCAUAGCGCCCGCAUUCAAGGCUUCCUUCCAGGGGGAGGGCCACGAGGUUGCCGACUUGCGGCGGCUGCUGGAGCUGUACCAGCGCUGGCAGAUGCGCUUCUACCCGCACUGCGACUUUGACACCUUCGUAACCAAGCUGGAGAAGUCGGGGCGUAGCAGGGCUAUCAAGUCCAAAAUGCACAGCAUGCGUCAGAACCUACUGGGACUCAUCUUCCCGGACGAGGAGCCCGCCGCUGCCACCGCAGGAGCCCCUGCAGACCUGCAGCCGGCGGCUGGCGCCAAUACCAACGCAGCCGCCGCCACCGCGUUCCAGACGCCUGCGCCCGGUGCCGCACCCCGCGCUGCUGGCGCCCCAGCCACUGGCGCGGCUGGUGCUGCGGCUGCUGGCGGUGACGACCUGGACGAUGAGCUGGUGGCCAUGCAGCGGGAGGCGGAGUGGGAGGCGGCCCUGGCGGCCAUGGAUGCGCUGGAGGCCACGAAGGCGGCUGGCGGCACGACCCAGCCCGCCGCGGCGGCUGCGGCACCGGCCGCUGCGGACGUGGACGUGGACAUGGACGAACUCAUGGCCCUGGCGGAGGAGCAGCACCACCAGCACCAGCAGCAGGCGGCGGCGGCGGUGGCGGCGGCGCGGCCGGAGGAGGACGCGCUGGAUGCGGAGUUGUAUGCGCUGGCCAUGGAGCACGAGGCGGCGGCGCCGGGGCCGCAGCAGCAACAGCAGCAGCAGCAGCUAGCGGAGGGCCCGCAGGGCGCGGCGACGACGGCGGCUGGCGUGUCUGCAGCUGCGGAUGCAGAAGCGGAGGCCGAGGCCGACCUGGACGCGGAGCUGAUGGCGCUGGCGCAGAUGGACGUGGCGCCGCCGGCUGGUGCCGCCGCAGCGGUGGAGCUGCAGGCCGCCGGAGGCGCCGACGCCGAAGGCGGCGCGGCAGCUAUGGAGGUGGACGCGGCGGCGGGUGCGGCGGCGGCGGGCGCCAGUCAGGAGGAUGCGGAGCUGGAUGCCGAGCUGCUUGCCCUGGCCAAUGCCGAGUUCUCGCUACCCGCGGCCGCAGCCGUGACGAUGACGGUGACCGCGUCCGUAGUGUGCGCGUCAAAUGCGCCGGAGGCGAGCGUGGUGGUGGGAGGCAGCGCGGCGGCGGCAGGCGGCCUGGAGGGCAGCGAGGCCGCGAGUGGCGUUGCCGACUGCGCGGGUGGCAGCCAGGUGCUGGGCACGGCCGGGGGUUCUGUGGCGCAGCCUGGCCUGGGUCUGGCGGGUGACAGCCAGUUGGAGCAGGAGGGCGAGGGCAGCGGCAGCCAGGCGGCGGGUGUGGUGCUGGGCAUUCUGAUGACGCAGACGCAGCAAGAUAUUUAAGCGUUUGCAGGCAGACCAGUAGCGGCGUGUGCGCCUGCCCAGCCCUGCGGGCUAACCUUUUGUAUCUCCAUGCGUUUAGCUUGUGUGCCGAUGGUGCAAGGAUGUGUAAGUGGAGGCUGCGCCACUGCGCAGAGGAUUGUUUCACUAGCUUGCUGAGGGUGUAGGCGCUACUUGCCAAACGUGCCGUGCGGCAUCACAGGGAGGGAGCACGAGUGUGACUGGGAGGGGGGCUGGACCUGGAGCUGUAUCUUGCUGUGGUGCCUGCUCAGUCCAGGGCGUGUGGGCCUGCAUGAGGCCAUGAGCCCUCUUCGUCGCCGGGG
Chlamydomonas reinhardtii is the source of this 2326-nucleotide messenger RNA. RefSeq lists its product as uncharacterized. Bases 402 to 2006 code for a protein of 534 amino acids. The transcript has 8 exons. Gene Ontology annotation, cellular component: nucleus; replication fork protection complex. Gene Ontology annotation, biological process: DNA damage response; replication fork arrest; DNA replication checkpoint signaling. The record is from RefSeq and is a predicted model, not a curated record. Gene Ontology annotation, molecular function: DNA binding. Lineage: Eukaryota; Viridiplantae; Chlorophyta; Chlorophyceae; Chlamydomonadales; Chlamydomonadaceae.